AUGUCUUUGGCUCAUUUAGGAAGCUAUCAAGUGGUUUUCACAAUGCAUGGAUCUAAAAAAAAACUUGUUCUUUCAUUUAUGCCUACAACUUUUCUUGCAUUUGAUCUCUUACCAUUUGUUGUUUGUUCUUCCAAUGAAAACCACCUCACCAUUCCUCACAAAUACUUCAAUCAAGCUUCUAAUCACCACAAGGUGAUCAGUCCUCGUGUGAUGUUUGAGAUAAAGGUUCAUGGAAUUCUGUUGUGGGCUUCCAUGGGAUUCUUGAUGCCUCUUGGUGUACUCUUGAUAAGAAUGUUUAAUAAAGAAGGAUGCAGCCCCAGAAAGCUUAAAGUUAUAAUCUACAUUCAUGCUAUUCUACAGAUACUUGCGGUGCUUCUUGCAUUUGCAGCAGUAAUAUUGUCUAUAUUGAGUUUCGAGAAUUCUUUCGGCAAUGCUCACCAGAGAAUAGGAUUGGCACUUUAUGCUGCCAUCUUGGUACAAAUCUUGGCCGGGCUUCGCAGGCCUAAGAGAGGAACCAAAGGGAGAACAUUCUGGUAUGUUUUCCACUGGAUAUUUGGAACAGCAAUUUCAUUAGUUGGGAUUUUGAACACCUAUACAGGUCUAAAAGCAUAUCACAGAAGGACGUCGAUGAGUGCACGGGUUUGGAGUAUACUUUUCACAGUUGAGGUGUCACUCAUGGCUUUUUUCUACCUUUUUCAAGAAAAAUGGGAUUACAUGCAUAAACAAGGAGAAAAUACAGGUGAUGAACCAGUCAUGGUGAUCUUUUCUGAUCAUGUGGAUAAUAUUCGAAAGGAAGUGUUGCCACCUCAACCAUCAAGAAAGAGUAAUUCAUUAGGGAAUUACUUUGCCAAAAACAAUGCCUUGAAUAAGUUGUUUCAAGCAACGUAAAUACGUAAAAGUAUUUUCUCUUCGGCUUUUAUGUAUAUCAUUUACGCUUGCAAUCAUCUCGAUGAUAUUAUGUGAUUUUGGUAGUGUGUUUUUGUACAUUUUGGAUAGAGGAUGUGAAACUAGCUAGGAAGAAUAACUCUUUCUUUUUUGUCUUAUAUAUGAAAUUAAAGUUA
Molecule: messenger RNA, 1061 nt
Organism: Erigeron canadensis
Lineage: Eukaryota; Viridiplantae; Streptophyta; Magnoliopsida; Asterales; Asteraceae
Product: cytochrome b561 domain-containing protein At4g18260-like
Exons: 5
Coding region: 1-888 (295 amino acids)
Molecular function (GO): transmembrane monodehydroascorbate reductase activity
Source: RefSeq, a predicted model, not a curated record